AUGCCGCACACGGUGGAUCCAAUUGGGAUAUUCCAGGUGGAUUCCAAUGAUAUCACAGCGUCUGUGUCGUGGGACGGUGUGGUGUUCUUGGGCUUGUCUGAUGGUACCAUACAGGUGUAUUCCGUUGGUGGUCUACCUGUACCGUUCUCAAACACCUCUGAAUCCAAGAAGUCCAAUUCAAUCAGCCCUACAAAUUCCAAAUCUCAGAUACGAGAGUCUUCACUACCUAAUCUCGAGGAUAGCUUCAAAUUGCUCAGGUCAACCAAGAUCUCAGACAGAGCUGUGACGGAGCUGGAGAUGCUGCCAACUACGGGAUUGUUGGUGGCUUACACGAAUGGCAGUGUGAUUUUGGUCAGAGCUGAUAAUCUGAAAGUUGAGAAUAUCAUUUCUAACUCUACCACUUUUGCUGUGUUUUCGAAGAGGGCCAAUGACGAUCAUGGGCUAGAGUCAGGUAGGCAUGCUCAUUACAGGGACGACAUGUCUUUAGCCACAGUACCUUUUGUUGAGGAAACCGACUCCUCAGAGUCCGAAUUGAGUCCCGAGGAAUAUGAUAUGGCUUAUUUGUCUGUGGUCAAGAAGAAAACCUUAGUGGUUUACAAGUGGAAAGACUCCAGUUUUGUGGAGAAGACAGAGUACACCACGACUGACCGGAUAUCAUCGCUGAUAUUUCUGGAUCCCUCAAAGCUUAUUGCUGCCUCAUCUACUGGAUUAACAUAUAUUCAGUUAAGCAGUUCUCCCGUUCAAUCGUCCCUACCGGUGCCGCAUCUGUUCGAGGCGAAAACCAAUUCGAGUUCUUUAAAAUCAUAUUUCAAGUCCAGCUCUCAGGACGAUCAACCGCAGCUUCUGAGAAUAGCCGAGGGCGAGUUAUUAGCCAAAAGAAAAAAUCUUGGAAUAAAGAUAAUAGAGGAAGAAAAGUGGCCUGAAAAGUCCAAUAACGAUACCAGGAAGACUAUUUUACAGCAUCACCUUCUAACGGAAUCAAAACCUUUCAAUUGGACUCAACCAUCUGGUACAAUUUACUACUGGUUCCCGUAUCUUUUGGUUUUUUCAGAUCAAAUACUUGAAGUCCGCAAUAUGGAUACAGGCGAGCUCUCCGAAAGCUUAAGUUUGUGGGGAACAGUUUCCUCCGUUACCAUAAGUGAAACUCAAGAUACGCAUCAUCUGCUUGUUUCUCUGGGGAGAAAGAUACUUGUUUUAUCCAAUGUGCCAUAUAUGGACCAAUUGCGUGAGUUAGAAUGCUUGGGGCACUUGGAUGAUGCUUUGGCCUUGGCAAUAAAACUUCCUUCAAAGGAAUUUACCCUGAUCAACAAAGACACAGAUCCUAGGCAACUGAAGUUUCUCAAGAUUCGCAGCUAUCAGGUUGAAAGGGCCAAACUUCUGUUUGAGAAGGGAGACACAGAUGCUGCGAUCCAGUUGUUUGUGGACUAUAUGGCACCUCCGGAUUUAGUGAUUAAUUUACUGCCUUCUGAAGUUCGAACCAUGCUGGAAAAGGGGCCUGAGAAGCUUGGAGAUCCUCUAUUUCCAACAUCAAUCCCUCAGGCCGCUGAAGGUGACUAUUCACAAAAAAAUGACGCUUCUCUGAAGCGAAACCGAAAGCUUAAUGCCUUGGUGUCGUCAUUGCUGCCUUUUCUAGCAGACUCUCGCAGGAAGAUUUCGAGGCUUCUUGAUCCUCGUUUUGAGACCUUUGAAUUAAGAGGAGUCAUCAUAUCUCCUACAAUAUACAACCUUCAUGCACAUGAUGGUAAUGAUAACUUACCUCUGGACAAGAUGUUGGAGCUGACCGAUACCACCCUGUUUCUGUGUUAUCUGUUUAUCAAUCCUCGGAUGAUUGGUCCUCUGUUGAGGGUCCACAAUCAUUGCACAAUAAGUACUGUUGAGAGGCAUCUUACUCGAUUGAAGCUGUGGGGAGAGCUGGUUGAUUUCUAUUAUGGCCAUUCAUAUCACGAAAAAGCAUUAGAGCUUUUACACUCGCUAGGGACCAAAGAUGAUGAUUCGCCUUUUUCGGGGCCAGAGUCGACCCUAAAUUACCUCAAAAGAUUGAAUAAUGAUAAUAUUGAUCUCAUAUUCAAGUUCUCCGGUUGGCCCAUUUCGCUCAAUGUUAACUAUGGCAGUGAAAUUUUUAUGGGCGAUUCAUUGGAAUCAGAAUCGCUGAACAGAACCUCAGUGGUCAACUUUUUGAGUUCUCUUCAAUUGGAUCAAAAGAGCGAUUCUGACCUUCUGAUGUCGUAUCUCAGACACAUCAUUUUCGUUCAUGGCGAUAAGACCAGGAAAUUUCAUCUCGCGCUCCUCAAGUGCUAUCUUGAAGCCAUGGAAGACUCCUCAAACCAUGAAACGUUCGACCGCAUUUAUGCAUUGUGUGCCAUAUUUUUAUCAACUAGCAAAUCCUACGACCCCAAACAGGCACUGAAAAUGUUAGAGUCAACAUCUGAAAGAGUCAAGACUAACGAGAACAAGCUGCUUAAACUCAAGAUGUAUCCUUUGAGGUUGCUAGAAAUGCACGACGAUGUGUUGGAGCUUCUCGUAUUCAAAAUCGAGGACUACGAUAGUGCUUUGGCCUAUUGCGCCGAGCUCUAUGAUGAGGACAAAUCAUUGGGUACGAAAUGGCUUGAAUCUUUGCUCUUUAAGUAUUUGGAUCCUCCUUCAAAUAGAACGCGGAACAUGAAGAAAGCUCUGGAGAUGCUUUCGAGUCAUGGAUCUAUGCUUUCCUUGACACGUGUUUUAAGCCACUUACCUGAUGAUACUUCCGUUGCAGACAUCGAUUUCUUCCUACUUACGCAACUAAGGGAAACCGAGACUCAGGUGGAGAAAUCCAGAAUGGUGCAGGCUCUUCUCAAAGUCGAUGUGAUCAAGAAUCAGCAGUCUGAAAAGCUUUUACGUUCGCGGAACGUGAUUAUACGAGAAUCGAGUAUUUGCCCUCUUUGUGGAAAGAAACUAGGCCAUAGCGUUCUCUCGGUAGCUCCUGAUAUGGGUGGAGUGGUUCACUACGGAUGUCGAGUGAAAAAUACGGCUCAGGCUUGA
Kuraishia capsulata CBS 1993 is the source of this 3018-nucleotide messenger RNA. RefSeq lists its product as uncharacterized. Gene Ontology annotation, cellular component: cytoplasm; fungal-type vacuole membrane. Gene Ontology annotation, biological process: vesicle-mediated transport; autophagy; intracellular protein transport. The transcript has a single exon. The record is from RefSeq and is a predicted model, not a curated record. Gene Ontology annotation, molecular function: protein binding. Lineage: Eukaryota; Fungi; Ascomycota; Pichiomycetes; Pichiales; Pichiaceae. The coding region runs from base 1 to 3018 and encodes 1005 amino acids.